AUGCAACGGAGUAAAAGGAAAUGUAAUCAAGAACUGGCACAGCAAUCUUCUAGCAAACAACGAGGCAAAAGUAAACCAGGAAAAGUUUGCAAAAUGACAAAAACAAAAAAAGAAGCUAAAGUUAAUAAUUCUGAAGUAUUCCAUCACGAAUUUGUAAGUGUAAAAAUUGAGCCAGAGGAGAAAUUGGAUAUCAUCUGCUUUAGUUAUUGUCGUUGCUGCUUUAAAAUGCUUGAAGCAUAUGAAACUGGAGAUCCAAUUGACUCGCAUCAGUUGUUAAAUCUAUUAAAAGAUAUUACUCAACUUAAUCUUCAGUCCUCUAACUUUGCAUCAAACUUUUGUUAUGAAUGUGUGAAUGAAAUUCAUCGUUUUAGUGACUUCCGAUCAUUGACGAUUGCAAAACAGAAUAAAUUCCUUGAAAUAAUUCAAAAUGAAAAUAUUGAGGAGUUGAAGGAACUUUAUGAAAUGAAUUUUGAAGAAAAUUCAAAACCAGAAGUAAAACUAGAAACAAAUGAAAAUCUGAUGAUUAUCAAAGAUGAAUUUAAUGCAGAAACAACUUCUAAUGCAACUAAAAUUGGGAAAGUCAAAAGAGCUUCAAAAAAUAUUGCCCGUUCUACAUGCCCACUUUGCUCUUCUAAGGUAAAUAAUUUGGAUCGUCACAUGCUUCGUUGUCAAUCUCUAAAGUGUGAAUAUUGUGAUUUUAAAGGCGCCAAUAAAUAUAAGCUUAAUAAACACAUUAAAAAUGUACACGCAAAACCAAUUAAAAGAAAAUCAGAAUCCAGUAUAUGUCCGGAAUGUGGAAAAGUGUUGAAAGGAGGCGUUCAAGAUCACAUUAAAGCUUUCCAUCAGAACAUUAAGAAUUUUUAUUGUGACUUUUGUGAGUACGGAACUUAUACAAGGACGACGUUUGUACGACACAUGCUUGCUCAUCAUCUCCCAAAAACUCUUAAAUGCAAUGAUUGCGAAUAUACUGCAGCUAAUGAAGUCAUGCUUAAUCUUCAUUGGGACAGAUGCCACGAAGAAAGUAAAACUAAACUUGUUUGUUCGUUAUGCAAUCUAACUUUUAAACGACAAAGUAGUCUUGUUGAUCAUAUCAAACGAAAGCAUGACAAAAUUAAAAACUUUCAUUGUGAUAUUUGCGAUUAUGAGUCAUAUACUAAGACUGAAAUGGAAUAUCAUAAGCUCAACAAGCACAGCAUGAACAGAGAUCACAUGUGUGAUAAAUGUGGAAAGAAUUUUGCUACAAAUCGAAUGCUUUAUGUACAUGUGAAGAAUGUUCAUGGAGAAAGACGUUUUCAGUGCGAAAAAUGUAAAAAGGAUUUCUUGAAUAAAAGUCGUUUACAAAGACAUGUUGAAAGAGUUCACAUUAGACUUAAACGUUUUGUUUGUGAUGCAUGUGGAAAAGGCUUUUCUGAUCCCAAACGACUUUUCACUCAUAAAAUGGGACAUGCUGGGAUCAGAUUCCCCUGUUUCAUCCCUGGAUGUCAAUCAAGUUUUACAAGGAAAGAUGCUGCAGUGUUUCAUAUUAAACACAAUCACAGUUUAACAGCAUUAGAGGAAAAUGAUUGUAAGGAAAAAUUAGAUGAAUUUUGUUUUAAUCUAAAGAAAAAUUAA
This is a messenger RNA of Clunio marinus, 1611 nucleotides long. NCBI's taxonomy places the organism in Eukaryota, Metazoa, Arthropoda, Insecta, Diptera, Chironomidae. The record is from the annotation of a GenBank genome assembly.